CUUGGAGACAAUCCAUCCGUGUUUUGAUUGAGUUUUCAAAAUGAGACGAAUUUUUUUCUUAGUGAUCGUGAUUAACGUCGUGUACAGUGAAAAGUCUUUUCUAAAUUUGGGCAGUUUCGUAUGUCCUCGGGAAGAUAAAGCAUUGGGUCGCUGUUUGCGUGACGCUUUAAAUUCGUACAUACCCCAAUUAGUUACAGGUGUCCCAGAAUUUGACGUGCCGCCAUGUGAACCGCUGUUUAUACCAACAAUGACAAUAGAACAAUCCGGGGGACCUGUAGCUGUGGUGUCCUCGUAUACUGAUAUCACAGUGAGAGGGCCUUCCACUAUGAAGAUUAAGACUAUCAACGUCGAUUCAUCCAAAAACGAAAUAGUGGCGAAACUUCAUAUACCAGAGCUCAAGUUGAAGGGUAAUUAUGAUCUGAAGGGAAAGCUUUUGAUGAUACCCAUAGAGGCAAGUGGAAAAUUCAUUGCCAAGUACGGCAACAUCGAUGCGACCGUAACUAUAAUUCUUGGUAGACGGCCCCGACCUGGUGGUGUGGACGCCCUCGCAUGUCGAGACCUUGACGUUAAGUUCCACGCUGGGCACGCGUCUGUGAAGUUGGACAACAUGUUCGGUGGUGACGGAGAUUUGGGACGCGCUCUAAAUAAAUUCCUUAAUGAAAAUUGGGAGCAAUUGUCACAGGAAUUCCAAGUACCUAUAGAAAAAGCAUUGAGAGGUUUCUUUAAACCGCUGGCGGAUCAUUCGUUUGGUACUUUAAACGCUGACGACAUUUUACUAACGUGA
Danaus plexippus (monarch butterfly) is the source of this 784-nucleotide messenger RNA. Its product is annotated as protein takeout-like. The transcript has 6 exons. The record is from RefSeq and is a predicted model, not a curated record. NCBI's taxonomy places the organism in Eukaryota, Metazoa, Arthropoda, Insecta, Lepidoptera, Nymphalidae. The coding region runs from base 41 to 784 and encodes 247 amino acids.